Molecule: messenger RNA, 6169 nt
Organism: Syngnathus typhle (broad-nosed pipefish)
Lineage: Eukaryota; Metazoa; Chordata; Actinopteri; Syngnathiformes; Syngnathidae
Gene: lrp6
Product: low density lipoprotein receptor-related protein 6
Exons: 23
Coding region: 514-5349 (1611 amino acids)
Biological process (GO): canonical Wnt signaling pathway; chemical synaptic transmission; receptor-mediated endocytosis involved in cholesterol transport
Molecular function (GO): protein binding
Source: RefSeq, a predicted model, not a curated record
UCGCUCGCUCGUCCGACCGACAAUAGCGGAGAUGGCGGACGGAUACGGCGGAGGCUGAGAGGCCAGGACAAUGUACUGGCGUGCUUCGGCUUCCUCGGGAGAGUUGGAGCGUCGCGCCUGGAAGCAAACAAGCCAACAACGAGCCCGAGACGAACGACAAAGGCCGAAAAACGACGACGACGCCAGCCGAGCCAUGGAACGUCCGAGCGCCCCGGCCACCGCCUGAGCCACUUGUGCGACGUCGAAGGAGGGAGGAAGCAGCGGCCGGCCGGCCAGCCAGCCAGCCAGCCAGGCCAGGAGUUUACGUUCGAGGCCGCCCGCCCGCCGCCGAGGUUGAGGUUGAGAAGGAGGCGCAGGCGCAAGCGCAAACGCAAACGCAGGCGGGUCGCUCGCUGGCUCAGCCAAGCCAAGCGAGCGAGAUGUUUUUGCUCGCUGGCCGCUGACGAGCAACGAGAGGCGGCGACGAGCGCAAGCCGACGAAGGACGAGGAAGAAGCCAGCGACCGUGAGCAGCAUGGCUGCGGUGCUGCGGACGCUCUUGUUUUCCACUUUUUGCCUCCCGCUGCGAGGCCAGCCGCUGCUGCUGUACGCCAACCGACGGGACCUGCGGCUGGUGGACGCGUCCCGCGAGCGCGCCAACGCCAGCGUGGUGGUGGGCGGCCUGGAGGACGCGGCGGCUGUGGAUUACGUCUUCUCGCAGGGGCUCAUCUACUGGAGCGACGUGAGCGAGGAGGCCAUCAAGCGCACUGUCUUGGACCGGGCGGGUGGCGGCAGCACGGUGCACACGGUGGUGCCCGGCCUGGCCUCACCCGAUGGACUGGCCUGCGACUGGCUGGCCGCCAAACUCUACUGGACUGACUCGGAGACCAAUCGCAUCGAAGUGUCGGAGCUGGACGGAAGCCUGAGGAAGGUUCUCUUCUGGCAGGAGCUGGACCAGCCCAGGGCCAUCGCCUUGGACCCCGCCAGAGGCUUCAUGUACUGGACCGACUGGGGCGAGAUCCCCAAGAUCGAGCGGGCGGGCAUGGACGGGACCGAUCGCUCCGUCAUCGUGGAGCGCGACAUCUACUGGCCCAACGGACUCACGCUGGACUACGAGCAGCGCAAGCUCUACUGGGCCGACGCCAAGCACAGCUUCAUCCACCGCUGCCACCUGGAUGGCACCAACAGGGAGGUGGUGGUGAAAGGCAAGCUGCCUCACCCGUUUGCCCUCACCCUCUUUGAGGACACGCUCUUCUGGACCGACUGGAACACGCACUCCAUCCACUCGUGCGCCAAGCACGACGGCGGCCGGCAGCGCGUGGUCCACUCGGACAUCUUUUCGCCCAUGGAUAUCCACGUCUUCAGCGCCAAGCGGCAAAGCCAGACGAGCACGCCGUGCUCUCUGGACAACGGCGGCUGCUCUCACCUGUGCCUGCUGUCGCCCGCCGAGCCCUUCUUCCGCUGCGCCUGCCCCACCGGAGUGCAGCUGCUGCACGACAACAGGACCUGCCGAGACGGCGCCACACGCAUGCUGCUGCUGGCUCGGCGGACGGACCUGCGCCGCAUCUCUCUGGACACGCCCGACUUCACGGCCAUCAUCCUGCAGGUGGACGACAUCCGGCACGCCAUCGCCAUUGACUACGACCCGGUGGACGGCUACAUCUACUGGACGGACGACGAUGUGAAGGCCAUCCGCCGCUCGCUGCCCGACGGCAGCGACGCCCAGUUGGUGGUCACCUCGCAGGUCAGCCACCCGGACGGCAUCGCCGUGGACUGGAUCGCGCGCAACCUCUACUGGACCGACACGGGCACGGACCGUAUCGAGGUCACCCGUCUCAACGGGACCAUGCGCAAGAUCCUGGUCUCCGAGGACCUGGACGAGCCCCGGGCCAUCGUGCUGGACCCCGUGGCCGGGUACAUGUACUGGACCGACUGGGGCCAGGUGCCCAAGAUUGAGCGCGCCGACCUGGACGGCACGGAGCGGCUGGUGCUGGUCAACACCUCGCUGGGCUGGCCCAAUGGCCUGGCGCUGGACUACGACGAGCGCAAGAUCUACUGGGGCGACGCCAAGACCGACAUGAUCGAGGUGAUGAACAUGGACGGGACGUCGAGGCGGGUGCUGGUGGAGGACAAGCUUCCUCACAUUUUUGGCUUCACGCUGCUGGGCGACUUCAUCUACUGGACGGACUGGCAGCGGCGCAGCAUCGAGCGCGUCCACAAGCACACGGCCGAGCGCGAGGUCAUCAUCGAGCAGCUGCCGGACCUCAUGGGCCUCAAGGCAGCCUACGUCCGCCGGGCCUUCGGCAGCAACGCGUGCGCCCACAACAACGGCGGCUGCAGCCACCUGUGCCUGUUCAAGCCGCAGGGGGCGCAAUGCGGCUGCCCCAUCGGGCUGGAGCUGAUCGCCGACAUGCGCACGUGCAUCGUGCCCGAGGCCUUCCUGCUCUUCUCGCGCCACACCGACAUCCGCCGCAUCUCGCUGGAGACCAACAACAACAACGUGGCCAUCCCGCUCACCGGCGUCAAGGAGGCCUCCGCCCUCGACUUUGACGUCACCGACAACAGGAUCUACUGGACCGACAUCACCCGCAAGACCAUCAGCCGGGCCUUCAUGAACGGCAGCGCCCUGGAGCACGUGGUGGAGUUUGGUCUGGACUACCCCGAGGGCAUGGCGGUGGACUGGCUGGGCAAGAACCUAUACUGGGCCGACACGGGCACCAACCGCAUCGAGGUGGCCAAACUGGACGGCCAGCAUCGGCAGGUCCUGGUCUGGAAGGAUUUGGACAGUCCCAGGGCGCUGGCGCUGGACCCGGCCCAAGGUUACAUGUACUGGACCGAGUGGGGCGGCAAGCCCAAGAUCGACCGAGCGGCGAUGGACGGGAGCGGUCGCGUCACUCUGGUGGCGGACGUGGGCCGAGCCAAUGGACUCACCAUCGACUACGCUGAGCGCCGCCUGUACUGGACCGACCUGGACACCACGCUCAUCGAGUCGUCCGACAUGCUCGGUCAGGACCGCGAGGUGAUCGCCGACGACCUCCCUCACCCGUUCGGCCUGACUCAGUACCAAGACUACAUCUACUGGACGGACUGGAGCCAGCGCAGCAUCGAGCGGGCCAACAAGACCAGCGGGCAGAACCGCACCGUCAUCCAGGGCCACCUGGACUACGUCAUGGACAUCCUGGUGUUCCACUCGUCCCGCCAGGGCGGCUGGAACGCCUGCGCCUCCACCAACGGCCACUGCUCGCACCUCUGCCUGGCCGUGCCUGUCGGGGGCUUUGUGUGCGGCUGCCCCGCCCACUUCUCGCUGGGCUACGACAACAAGACCUGCAACGCGCCGACGUCCUUCCUGCUCUUCAGCCAGAAGACGGCCAUCAACCGCAUGGUGAUGGACGAGCAACAGAGCCCCGACAUCAUCUUGCCCAUCCACAACCUGAGCAACGUGCGCGCCAUCGACUACGACCCGCUGGACAAGCAGCUCUACUGGAUCGACUCCAAGCAGAACGUCGUGCGUCGCGCCCAGGAGGACGGCAACCAGAGCAUGACGGUGGUGUCGGGCCUGCAGCUGUACGACCUGAGCAUCGACAUCUACAGCCGCUUCAUCUACUGGACCAGCGAGCUCAGCAACGUCAUCAACGUCACGCGCACCGACGGCGGCCGCGUGGGCGUGGUGCUGAGGGGCCCGCACGACAAGCCGCGCGCCAUCGUGGUCAACCCCGAGCGAGGGUACAUGUACUUCACCAACCUGCUGGAGCGCUCGCCCACUAUCGAGCGCGCGGCGCUGGAUGGGACGGAGCGCGAGGUGCUCUUCUUCAGCGGCCUGGGCAAGCCCGUGGCGCUGGCCGUGGACAACGAGCUGGCCAAGCUCUUCUGGGUGGACUCGGACUUGCGGCGCAUCGAGAGCAGCGACCUGUCAGGCGCCAAUCGCAUCGUCAUCGCCGACUCCAACAUCCUGCAGCCUGUGGGCCUGACAGUGUUUGGCAAGCACCUGUACUGGAUCGACAAGCAGCAGCAGAUGAUCGAGCGCAUCGACAAGACCACGCGCAAGGGCCGCACCAAGAUCCAGGCGCGGGUGGCCUACCUCAGCGACAUCCACGCCGUGCGCGAGCUCGACAUGAGGGACUACGGUAAACACCCGUGCACGUGGGACAACGGCGGCUGUUCGCACAUCUGCAUCGUCAAGGGUGACGGCACCAACCGCUGUUCCUGUCCCGUCCACUUGGUGCUGCUGCAGAACGAGCUGUCCUGCGGAGAGCCUCCCACGUGUUCCCCGGAGCACUUCUCGUGCCGUUCGGGCGAGGUGGACUGCAUCCCUCAGGCGUGGCGCUGCGACGGCUACGCCGAGUGCGACGACAUCAGCGACGAGGUGGACUGCCCGGUUUGCUCGGACAGCGAGUUCCAGUGCGACAGCCGCCAGUGCAUCCAGCUCAGCCUUCGCUGCAACGGCGAGGUCAACUGCCAGGACCGCUCCGACGAGAACAAUUGCGAAGUGCGCUGCCCGUCGGACCAGUUCGCCUGCGCCAACGGCCAGUGCGUCGGCAAGCACAACAAGUGCGACAACAACGUGGACUGCGCCGACAACUCGGACGAGAUCGGCUGCUACUCCACGGAGGAGCCGCCCCCGCCCAACAACACGGUGGGCUCCAUCGUGGGCGUGGUGAUGGCGCUCUUCCUGGUGGGCGCCGUCUACUUUGUGUGCCAGCGCGUGCUGUGCCCUCAGAUGAAAGACGACAGCGAGACGGUCGCCAACGACUUUGUGGUCCACGGGCCUUCCUCGGUGCCGCUGGGAUACGUGCCGCACGCCGCCCCCCUGUCCGCCUCGUUGCCAGUCAUGUCCGGGGGCAAGUCGGCCAUCGGCUCGCUCAGCAUCAUGGGCGGCAGCAGCGGCCCGCCGUACGACCGCGCCCACAUCACCGGCGCCUCAUCCAGCAGCUCGUCCAGCACCAAAGGCGCCUACUUCCCUCCGAUCCUGAACCCGCCUCCUUCUCCCGCCACCGUCCGCUCGCAGUAUACGCUGGAGUUCGGAUACUCGUCCAACAGCCCGUCCACGCACCGAUCCUACAGCUACCGGGCGUACACGUACCGCCACUUUGCCCCUCCCACCACGCCGUGCAGCACCGACGUGUGCGACAGUGACUACACGCCGGGCCGCCGCGCGCCGCUCAAGUCUGCGGGCGGCCGCGCGGCGGCCAAAGACUACGCCAGCGACCUCAACUACGAUUCUGAGCCUUUCCCGCCGCCGCCCACGCCGCGCAGCCAGUACCUGUCGGCCGAGGAGAACUGCGAGAGCUGCCCGCCGUCGCCCUACACCGAGCGCAGUUACUCGCACCACCUCUACCCGCCCCCGCCCUCACCCUGCACGGACUCGUCCUGAACCCGUGACGAAGCUCGACCCCCUCCCUCCCCCCAGUGUAAAUAGCAAUUGUGCAUAAAUGAGGUUAAAAAUGGGAACGCCAGGCCGGCUGCUGCGGAACAUUUGUACAUUGAAAAAGAGGAAAACAUUUAUAUAUUUUCUAUACAGCGUUUACUGAUGAUGCUAUAGAGGUUUGUAUUCUGACGUUUGUACAUUUUUUAAGAAAAGCUUUUAUUCAAAUCACACACAGAGAAGUUGCCUUAAAGGACACACUACGCCAAAUACGGAGCGUCCGCCAUUCCAGCCGCCCCAUCCCUGCCGGUUCGCCCCGAGCGCCAUCCCUGCCGGUUCGCCCAAGAAAACCCCCACCAAUCGCCCCCCCCCCCCCCCCCCCCCAGUCCCAAUCGAGCAGCCAUCUUGUGCCUGAGCAAUUGAACAGCAAGUGUUUUUCAGCAGCGCAGCAUUGCUGUGCGGUGCGUUCAUAAGCUAUACGUUAUCGAGAAGCAGCAGCAGCCGCUACCUUGUAAAGCGCUCUUUCCUCGUUUUCUAUCUCUCAUGAGCGUGACCAUGUUUGUUCUCUUCUGUUGCGUACCUCAACCUGCGGAAAGAAUGACAUUGAGCCGUCACUCGGAGCCACGGUUCCCGGCCCUUCCUUGUGACAGUUUGCGAAGCCGCCGGCUCAGCAAAUACGGCGGCGCGUUUGGCCCCGGCUUGGUGUCUUUUCUGUUAUUCAGCGUUUGGUUGUUCAUCCUCUACUUUGGCCCAUCCGGCUGCCACCGUUAGCCGCUCCUGUCCUUCUCCUUCCUUUUGUCCAACAUAAAGUGAGUGACCUUGUACUUUC